This is a messenger RNA of Rotaria sordida, 996 nucleotides long. Lineage: Eukaryota; Metazoa; Rotifera; Eurotatoria; Philodinida; Philodinidae. The record is from the annotation of a GenBank genome assembly.
AUGUCAACAUUAAUCAUACUAAUUUCAUUGAUUAUAAUCACACAAGCAAAAACAUUACCAAGUGAUUUUAUGUUAUUAGGUUUAACACCAACAACUCAAUUAAUUAAAGGUUUAACAUGUCAAUCUUAUCGUUCAUUUAUUGGAGAAAAUACAGAUUAUUUAUGUUCAAAAAUUCCUCAUUUACAUAUUAUUCUUUAUGAAUCAAAUAUUCAAACUCAUCAACAAUGUCAAUAUCAUUUUCGUCAUCAUCCAUGGGGUUGUCAAUUAAGUUCAAAAAUUAUUUCAUUAAGAAGAUUUUUACGACAAGCAUCAAAAGAAGCUUCAUUUUAUACAACAUUAGCAAGUGCAACAUUAACAUUGAAUUUAAUCAAUGCUUGUAUUAAAGGUCAAAUUAAUGAUACAAAUUGUUUAUGUUUAAAUAAUCGACAAUUAUGUCAAACAGAUCCAAAUAUUGCUUUUCAAUUAUCAUAUUUAAUAACAGAUGGUUUAAAUAUGUCAAAAAUAUUUCAUGAAAAAUUUUUAUAUAAACUUAAUCAAGCUAAUAAAGAACUUGGCCGACAGAUUGUUAAAAAUAUGAUGUAUAAUGAAUGUCAUUGUCAUGGUGUUAGUGGUUCAUGUGAAUUACAAAUUUGUCGAUUACGACCAGCUAAAUUAACUGAUAUUAGUUAUGAAAUAUAUUUUAAUAUAUAUAAAAAUGCUCGUUAUAUACAAUCAAUUGAUUAUAUUAAAUUUCAAGAAAAGAAAAAUGAAUUAUUUUAUGCACGAAAAUCAAUAAAUUAUUGUUAUUCAAAUUCAUUUAUUGAUUAUCAAAAUAUACAAAAAGGUCGAGAAUGUUUUAAUGAUGAAAUAUGUAAACAAGUUUGUUGUAAUCGUGGUUAUGAAAUUUUAACUGAAAUGAAAUUAAUUGAAAAUUGUCAUUGUUUUUUUUCAUGGCAUAUUGUUAAUAUUGAAUGUAAACCAUGUCAAAAAAAAAUUACACGAAUGAUUUGUACAUAA